Mugil cephalus (flathead mullet) is the source of this 1013-nucleotide messenger RNA. RefSeq names its product transcriptional and immune response regulator a (gene tcima). The transcript has a single exon. Lineage: Eukaryota; Metazoa; Chordata; Actinopteri; Mugiliformes; Mugilidae. Gene Ontology annotation, molecular function: Notch binding. The record is from RefSeq and is a predicted model, not a curated record. Gene Ontology annotation, biological process: endothelial cell activation involved in immune response; negative regulation of Notch signaling pathway. The coding region runs from base 140 to 442 and encodes 100 amino acids. Gene Ontology annotation, cellular component: cytosol; nucleus.
UGCUGCGUCCUGCACUCACUCGCUUCACCGCUCCAACCAAGAGCCUCUCCGGCGAAACAGUGCGCACCGAACAACUCAUCCUCGCGGAGUUGGAGGGCCACAGUUGGAGCAGAGAAACCCCGGAGAACAAAGAGCCGAGAUGUCUUCCUACGUCUACUCCGAAUGCCGCCGGGUCAGCCCGUCUGUCCACGGCAACAAGUUUGACACGGCGCACCGCAAGAAGGCCGUGGGCAACAUCUUCGAGAACGUCAACCAGGACGCCCUGAUGAAACUCUUCCAGAAAACGGGCGACAUGAAGGCGGAGGAGAGGGUGAGGAGCAUCUUCUCCUACACGCAGGACCCGGAGGAGACGGCCCGAGCCCUGAUGGCUCUGAAGCAGAGAAAGAAGGACAAGUUCCUCCAGAUCGCGGGGAUGGUCCGACAUCUGCUGAAACUGCGUUGACUCUGUUUUUACCAGUCUUUAAUCGACUGUGUCUCUGUCGGCUCAUGUGCGAGCUGAAUCUGAAAACGCUCCCAGUGUGACUGGGGUUGCCGCCUGUCGCCUGGAAAGGCGCGUCGGGUGCGGAGGAGAAAGAGCAGCCCCGCCGCCCGGAGGACAUCACUCACGCAGCAGCUGUCGCCUCAUGGACGGAGGCGACGGCGGAGAGUCCUGCCCGGAGCAGGAAGAGGGGGAUGAUGUGAUUGGAAAUAAGAAGGGAAUACGCGACUUCCCUCGAGACUUGAACUCACUAAAGCAUUCUUGUGGAUGCGUGACUGUGAAGCAGCCCCCAGUACAGGUGCACAUCACUGUGUUGAUGCUGCAGAGCUGCAACAUGAGACUUUUCAGUGCCGAAGAAACCUGCCUACACGAAUGCCUGUCCUGAACACAUGCCUUGCCUUUCAUUUUGUCAUAUGAACGCUGCUCAUUAGUGGCCACUAAUGUGUUAUUGUUACCAAAUUCCAAAAGCACAACGAUCUGCAUUUAUGAAACGUUCCUUGUUUGUCAUUUUUUAAAAAUAAAUUAUUUAAUUAUA